Messenger RNA from Haliotis rubra (blacklip abalone), 3135 nucleotides. RefSeq lists its product as uncharacterized. The transcript is spliced from 5 exons. Bases 556 to 2247 code for a protein of 563 amino acids. The record is from RefSeq and is a predicted model, not a curated record. NCBI's taxonomy places the organism in Eukaryota, Metazoa, Mollusca, Gastropoda, Lepetellida, Haliotidae.
CCAUAUCAACAGGGUGUUAUUUGUGUCAGUCUCGCAAUCGGCCUCACGACACACUCCUUCCUGUUUGAUACUUCUAUCAGUGAAGGUGACGGUGUUCACUUUGGUUGGUGUACAUAGAUCCUACAUAUUCCUUAAAUGUCCUUUAUUGUUGUUCUUCACUUGUAAACAGAACAUGAUCAUUCUUAGACUGGCAGCAAUUGGUUUCGUGCUCUCCAGAUGCUAUGUCGAUUCAGCGUCCGGAUCCAGUGUAGGGACUGACUUUACUAUGGCGUUCUUCCCCUACGCCUCCCAGAACGUCACUUCCCCAUCAGCAGCCACAUCCACAUCGCCUCGACUAAGUCCGGCUACUGCAACAUCGAAUAUGCCGCUGAUCCAUUUACAAGGUCAGUCAGGUAUGUGAAGGUCAAGGGUCAACAGACAACGAAGGUCGCCAUUCCAGUUUCUGCACGAGUAUCGCUUGGGGCCGACAGGGAAUUCAGUGCAAUCCGGAUUUCUUGCUCAGUUCCGGUGUCUGCGUACGCAUCCUAUAGUUCUUCCGGUUUUUUGUCAAGCGCCAUGUUGGUUCUUCCCAUAUCAAGCCUAUCCACGGCGUAUUACGUCCCUGGGUUUCCUGGCAACGGUUUUGUUGGAAUAAUCGCAACGUCUGAUGACACCAAGGUUCAUAUUAAAUUGCAAUCCAUCACGGGGUUCAUGUAUGGGAACGUAGCGAAAGUUUCAGGGGAUUACAUUGAUGAGACUCUUUCAGAAAACGAGGUUCUGUACCUAUAUUCAUCGUUAAGCGAUUUCGGAGGAACCACCGUCAAUUCAAACCAACCAGUCGCCGUGUUCUCUGGAUCCAAUCAAAUCAAAGAUGGCGGUUACGUUUUGAGCGACGAAUUCAGCUCCGUACAAGCACUUCCUUUGCAUAUGUGGGGAACAGACUUCAUCGUCAAGGAACCAGUCAGAUCAACCUACACCAGACGAUUUACCAGGAUCCUGGCAGCAACGAAUUUAACAAUCGUAAAUAAGAUAAGCAGAGGAUUCACGCAAGCUGUUUUCACAGGCCUUGGUCCAGGGAAGUAUAUAGAAGACGAGCUGAAUUCAACCGACAAGACGGUCUAUUUUAGCUCCAGCCCUAUAUCUGUGACCGUUAUAGCGUAUGGCCCGAACGGAGCUUCGUACAUCCCUGUUCCGUGUCUAACGCUCUACCAGACAGACGCGCUUGUCCCGAAGUUUGACACCACACAUGCGGACGUAUUUGUUACGACGGAAACGAAAAAAUUGGGAGGCAUGCAGAUAAAUAGCAACAAUUCUGUAGUUCCAAAAUGGGCCAACUUGUCAUCCGAGGUCUUGCCAUACUCUGUUACCGUAAUGCCACUGUCGAUGACGUCAUCGAUGCAUCUCCAGCAGACAUCUAAGAACGGGGACUUCUCGGCGCAGGUUUUCGGUUUCACAGCUAACAAAAGGGAGUUCGAGGUCAAUGUUGGGUAUGGGGUCUACACCUCAUCUCCGGGCCUACCAGGUAUCGAAUACAAUCGAGUUCAUCUGGCCUGUGACCGUGACAGAUGGGAGAUAACUCUCAAUGCUACAGCAUUCAGUGGCAGCCAGGCGUACAGUGCUAUUUUCAGCAACGUGACGCUGGGUGGAGCUCCGUCCUGCACUGGGGUUCUGCAAGGUGACCGCUUGGUACUCAACGCUUCUCUUCGGGACUGCCAUACUAAAACAGAGACCGUCGAGGGUCAGACCAUGUACAAGAACACAUUGACGUUUAAUCAGGGCUGGCACUAUAACGUCAUCUGUUCCCUUACAACCACAAACAUGUCUGCCACACAACCCCAGGUCGCCAACGUCAUCGACGUUCGUCAAGGCAACAUCCCCACCGUUGUUCAGAUGAAGUUGUUCAGCGACUACUACUUCCAACACGAGAUUCUAGGCGACUUGAAGAUAGUGGGUGGAAGAACGGUGUACCUGGAAGUGUCCAUACCGUCGGACAUGGGUCUGAGCAUCGUGGUCGAGGACUGUUACACAUUUGACCGCCCUGACUCGACCAUACCGUUGAGGCACUUGAUCAGAAAUAGAUGCGUCAACGACAGGUCAGUAGGUAUCCUGUCCACCAGUGCCUACGGGCGACGGUUCAGUUUCGCUGCCUCCAGCACCACCAUGGAGUACGUCAGCUGUGACGUACGAUUCUGCAAGACAAAUGACCUCAGUGAACUUUGUCAGCCGAAGUGUCAGUUUUACAUGGGGGGCCCGGGCAUUGGCAGAUAAACAGGACUGGUGAAUUCUUUGAUUGGCAUUCUAGUGAAGGUCAUUGGUGCAGUGGAGGUCAGGUAUUCGGAGGUUCAGGCGGGAAUUGUUGUAAACGACUUGUUGGGACAAUACGACUUAGUUCCUAUAUUUAUCAGGAGCAAAUAUUUAUAAGGUUUCAAGGUACUGGAAGAUGUGCUCAUUCUGGAAACGUAUAGUCCUCAUAUAUACGGGGAUUGCUAGCAUGUAAAAGAGACUUGAAGCAAAGUAAAACGCCUUCUGGUACACAUAUUAAAAAACAAUUUACAUUUUCCUUUUUAAAUCCUUUUUAAAUCGAAAAGGCAUGCCCAAAUACAUAGAUGUAUUUAGCAUGAAUAAAAACAAAUCUUUUGAAAACUUUACGAAGACUUUAAGCGAUAUAUUUCAGAUAGAGAAAUCAAUUCCACUCAAAACAAUACAGCAUACAGAUACAUAGAAAACGGGGAAAAGUGACAAAUGACCUGUCCAUUAGCACAUGAACAAUUCUCAGUACCGUGGGAUAGAAAUCUAACGUCAUAUUUAGUUUCGUAAGAGUCUUAUGGCGGAUGUUUGUAGUUUUACGCCGGACUCAGCAAUAGUCCAGCUAUAUGGUGGCGUCUGUAAAUAAUCGAGUCUGGACCAGACAAUCCAGUGAUCAACAUCAUGGGUAUCGAUCUACGCAAUUGUGAAACUUGACGGGCGUGGCCUGUUCGUGUCCUAUUGAUAUGAUAUUGAUAUUGAUAUACCGAGGAUAUUGUGCUAUGUGUUGUGGACCCGUGCAGAUCCGGGGUAGAAUAGGUCUUCAGUAACCCAUGCUUGCCACAAAAGGCGACUAUGAUUGUCAUAAGAGACGACUUACGGGAUCGGGUGGUCAGGCUCGCUGACUUGGGU